CUCUUCCCUAUUAGGACACAACACUGCAGUCAUGCUUACACCUACACAACUCCUCUCAGAAGUUGUGUGCAGUACAGUAUAACUGUGCUAUUCAUGCCUGUUUAGGUUGUCUUUUGUUCGUUUAGCUUGGAGAAAGGGAAGAGAAAUUGUUUUUUUUAGUUUAACAUAAAAUUGCUUUUUAAAAAAAGAAACACGCAGGAGAUGCAAAAUGACUUUAUUUGGACUGUCGUUUUUUGUUCUGGCUUCAUCCUGCUUCUUUACCGUCUAUAGCAGGCCGACAGGUGGCCACCUGCGCAACAUGGACAGCUUCAUCCGAGCCGUGCAGCAGGUGGAAGACUCCAACCCUGGUCUGUGCUCGCUGGCUCUGGUCCGUGCCCUGCGGAGAACCGCCGGCCACGAUGAUGGGAUGACCAUCCAUUUUUUGGGUGCCUCGUAUAAUCUCACGGAUGCUGAGCUCCUAGAGACAGCCAUUCUCAAUGCCUCGUCCUUUAGCUUCUUUGACAAGGCCAUCCACCACAUUGUGACAGAUUACGGAGAGGAGCGAGGGGUGGUUCUUGCUCCAGAUGGCACCACUGUUGCCCUUGCACCCUUACUGCAAGGAAUCGAAGCGGGACUGAAAGCCAAAAUGGAAGGGGCGCCAGCUGUUGGGAUCUUCUCUCUCACCUUAGGUAGGACGCUGGGCUUGUCCUUCCUCAGCCUCCAGGACUUCCCGCCAUCUAGUCGGCUGGGGCCUAACGGUUGCUGGGACAACGUGGACCAUCCUAAGUUGUUCAAGCUGUCUCGGCCUCCCACACUGGCCACUGAUGCUGUUAUUAAUGGGGGCAUGGAUGGAGCUAUACUGGGCACGGACCUCAGCAACCUACCUGCAUCUGAACAGCCGCAGGCCCUCAGUGAGGUGUUGAAAGGAUACUAUAGUUUUACCCUGCAUGAGGGGCAGGGUCUUGAUGCUGUGACCAGCCACGUCAGCCCGAGGCGAAGGGAGAUCUCUAGAUCCAUUCUGGAGCCACUCAAUCUUCACAGCCAGGUGAUGGAGACACUAGCGUUAGUCUGGACGUUGGAGAAGACAGAAUGGAUUGCUCUGGACACUGGAGUGGGGAAGGCGGUGAAGGAUGGAUUACAGGCAUUUGUGCACAAGUACUGGGACUGCCCUCAAAUCAUCUCUCGUUGUCAGUGGGGGGCAAAAGCCUACCAGAGUACACCGAUCCCACUGUCUCUGCCCCUCCAAUUUCUCUAUGUUCACCACACCUAUGAGCCAUCCUCGCCCUGUUUAUCCUUCCCAAAUUGCUCUCGCGGCAUGAGAGCCAUGCAGCGUUUCCACCAGGAAGAUCGUGGUUGGAACGACAUAGGAUACAGCUUUGUGGUCGGCUCUGACGGCUUCGUCUAUGAAGGCAGAGGUUGGCACCACCUCGGCACACACACCAGGGGGCACAAUUCUAUCGGGUAUGGUGUGUCAAUCAUCGGUAACUACACUGCCACCCUGCCGUCUCGCCACGCCAUGGACCUGCUGCGCCAUCGUCUAGUGAAAUGUGCAGUAGAUGGAGGAGGACUGGCUGCCAACUUCACCAUCCACGGCCACAGACAGGUGGUGAACUACACCUCCUGCCCCGGAGACGCCUUCUUUUCAGAAAUACAAAGCUGGGAACACUUCAGGGAAUGACAAGACCCCCACUGCCAGCUCGAGGGAAACCGAUUGUCCAAAAACAGAAGAAUAAACAGACUGGCCAUCUGUAAUAAAUGUGAUUGUUUCUAA
Sebastes umbrosus (honeycomb rockfish) is the source of this 1750-nucleotide messenger RNA. Its product is annotated as N-acetylmuramoyl-L-alanine amidase-like. Gene Ontology annotation, molecular function: peptidoglycan binding; zinc ion binding; peptidoglycan immune receptor activity. The transcript has 5 exons. The record is from RefSeq and is a predicted model, not a curated record. Gene Ontology annotation, biological process: peptidoglycan catabolic process; defense response to Gram-positive bacterium; detection of bacterium. NCBI's taxonomy places the organism in Eukaryota, Metazoa, Chordata, Actinopteri, Perciformes, Sebastidae. Bases 209 to 1657 code for a protein of 482 amino acids.